AUGGUGCAGGUGCAUGAAAUGUGGAAGUACACCCAGGAGUCCCCCUGGGCCCCAAGGGAGCAAGCGUCCAACAGCAGUUCCCACAAUGAAUUCCUCCUCCUGUCUUUCGAAGACACAAGGGAGCUGCAACUUUUACACUUCUCACUCUUCCUGAGUAUCUACCUGGCUGCCCUCCUGAGCAACGGCCUCAUCAUCACAGCUGUAGCCUGCAAUCACCACCUCCACACUCCCAUGUACUUCUUCCUCCUCAACCUCUCCCUCUUUGACCUUGGCGCCAUCUCAGUCACUAUUCCCAAAUCCAUUUCCAAUUCCAUCAGGAACACCAGGGCCAUUUCCUACUUAGGAUGUGCUGCUCAGGUUUUUCUGCUUCUGUUUUUGCUUGCAGCAGAGUAUUUUCUUCUCACUGUCAUGGCUUAUGAUCGCUUUCUGGCUAUCUGUAGACCUCUGCAUUAUGGAGCCCUCAUGGGCAGCAGAGCUUGUGUCAAAAUGGCAGCAGCUGCCUGGGCCAGUGGUUUUCUCUAUGCUGCCCUACACACUGGAAACACAUUUUCAAUACCCCUCUGCCAAGGCAAUGUCGUGGAGCAGUUCUUCUGUGAAAUUCCCCAGAUCCUCAAGCUCUCCUGCAUGGACUCAUACCUCAGGGAAGUUGGGGUUAUUGUGAUUAGUGCCUGUUUAUUCUUUGGGUGUUUCAUUUUCAUUGUGCUGUCCUAUGUGCAGAUCUUCACAGUUGUACUGAGGAUCCCCUCUGUGCAGGACCGGUACAAAGUCUUUUCCAUGUGCCUUCCUCACCUGGCUGUGGUCUCCCUGUUUGUCAGCACUGUCAUCUUUGCCUACCUGAGGCCCCCCUCCAUCUCCUCCCCAUCCCUGAAUGUGGUGGCAGCUGUUCUGUACUCGGUGGUGCCUCCAAUAGUUAACCCCCUCAUCUACAGCAUGAGGAACAAGGAUCUCAAGGAUGCCCUGAAGAAACUAUUUCAGAUGGUACUAGUUCAGCAGCAAUGA
This is a messenger RNA of Tinamus guttatus (white-throated tinamou), 999 nucleotides long. RefSeq names its product olfactory receptor 14C36. Gene Ontology annotation, biological process: G protein-coupled receptor signaling pathway. The record is from RefSeq and is a predicted model, not a curated record. Gene Ontology annotation, molecular function: olfactory receptor activity. Gene Ontology annotation, cellular component: membrane. NCBI's taxonomy places the organism in Eukaryota, Metazoa, Chordata, Aves, Tinamiformes, Tinamidae.